AGAAGGCAGAGUAAAGCCAAGAACAACAGAGUCCGGAGUCACUCGGAGCCAGUGGGGACACCAGCGGCAGAGAACUCCUUCUCUGUCUGUCCACCUGCAGCUGUUCAGUGGAUGGAAAAGAACUUCUGCACGGGGACAGAGCUGCAGCGGAAAAUGACACUUGAGUUUUAGAAUUGAUUCAUCUGUAAGAGUUCUCAAGUCGUUCAUCCGGAGGCAGAGAUGGGUUUCUCCGAUCUGCUGGACGAGGUGGGUGGAUUUGGCAGGUACCAGUGGUGCCACGUGACCCUCAUCUGUUUACCGGGACUGUUGAUGGCAAGUCAGAAUCUUCUGAACAACUUUGUCUCAGGGAUCCCGUCCCACCACUGCAGUCUCCCGGCCAACCUCAGUGCCUACAACCUGUCAGGGCUCCAGGAGGACGACAUGGCCAUCAUGCAAGCCUUUAUCCCGCUCGAUGCUUCAGGAACUCGACUGGACCGCUGCAGGAGGUUUGUGACGCCUCAAUGGCAGCUGCUAGCAGCUAACAGCUCCGCUAACAUCAGUCACCUGCCCACUGAGGAAUGUGUGGACGGGUGGACGUUCGACCGCUCGGAGUUUAUCGCCACCACCGUCUCUGAGUGGGACCUGGUCUGCAGUCUGCGUCCUCUCAGACAGAUGAUCCAGACCAUCUACAUGGGCGGGGUUUUGGCCGGAGCCAUCAUUUAUGGGGGCUUGUCAGACAGGUUUGGCCGACGAUCCAUCCUCAUCUGGUCGUACCUACACAUGUCCGUGGUCGGUACCAUCGCUGCCUUCGCUCCGUCCUACACAUCCUACUCUGCUAUGAGGUUCCUGGUGGGGAUGGCAGUCUCUGGGGUUAUCAUCAACGGAGUCUCCUUGAAGAUGGAGUGGAUACCAACCAAGAACAGAACUUUGGUGGGCACACUGUCCUCCUUCUUCUUCACGUUUGGUCAGAUGAUCCUGGCUGGUCUGGCCUACUGGCUGAGGGACUGGAGGAAGCUUCAGCUGGUCGUCUGUGCGCCGUUCUUCAUCCCCUUCUGCUACAGCUGGUGGUACUCAGAAUCCGCCCGGUGGUUGGUCCUUCGCAAGAGGUCUGAAGAUGCUCUGAAAAGUCUCAGAAGAGUUGCAAAAUUUAACGGAAAACCAGAAUCUGCCAAGAAAAUAACAGUGGAGGUUCUACAUUCCCACAUGCAUAAAGAGAUAGAAGCCUGUCGUACCACCUUCACAGUGGUCGACCUGCUGAAGACUCCGGGGAUGAGACGCAUUUCCGUCUGUCUCACCGUAGUCUGGUUCUCCACCAGCUUUGCCUACUAUGGGGUGGCGAUGGACCUACAGAAGUUUGGGGUCAGUAUCUACCUGAUGCAAAUCAUCUUCGGAGCUGUCGACUUUCCUGCCAAGCUGAUGGCUCUGGGACUGCUGAGCUAUAUUGGGAGGAGACGGACUCAGGCGUUGUGUCUGUUCAUGUCGGCCCUUGUUAUCUUUGCCAACAUCUUUGUCCCGACAGCCAUGCAGACUCUCAGGACCACCCUGGCGUGUCUCGGGAAAGCCUUCACCUCCUCGUCGUUCACCACAGUCUACUUGUACACCGGAGAACUCUACCCAACGGUGGUCAGGCAGACCGGGAUGGGUCUGGUGUCCACAAUGGCCAGGAUCGGAAGCAUGGCGGCGCCGGCUGUUCUCAUUCUGGACGAGAUAUUCCCGGCACUUCCCAGCAUAGUGUAUGGAGGUGCGGCGGUGUUGGCGGCGGGCUUCGCCCUCUUCCUGCCUGAAACACUAGACAUGCAUUUACCUGACACUAUACAGGAUGUGGAGGAAAAGUGGUCUGAAAGGAAACAAGGCCACUCCAAAAGCAAGGAUAUAUCUCUGAAGGCUGUGGAUGAUGAUGUCAUCUCAAAGGAAGGCGUGUUGUUGAAAGAACUGAAAGAGUCUGAAGGGAGCGGCCUUAACGCCCUUUGACCUGUCAACACUGACCACCAGCCGUGUUUAAAAGAAACUUCUGAAUCCCCAAAGAAGGCUCUUAGUUCUGCCUUAAAUCUGCGAGUACAAAUAUGCACCAUCUGGUUUACACAGAUGAACAUUAGCUUCCUAACAAAGGUCUUGUCUUCUGUCAGUACUGACAUCCGAUGCUACAGUAGAGGAAUAUUGUUGCGAUACUAAGUGUGACUUCUGCGUCACUGAAACACGCUUAAAAGACUCCAGACGAGGUGUUGACUCGACUUAGUGCUUCAUGUCUUUGGUGAUAAACUUCAAGAUGUUGAUGAAAUGAGGGAACAUUUUCCAAGGCAGGAGAAUCUGUGCAAAGGCUGAAAACAUUAUUGAUAUCUUGGGUAUAUUUAGGCUUUGUAGUUAUGAGUGACGUUGGUUUUAAUCAGAUUAAGGGAUUGUGUUUGUAUGCAACAACACAAGGAAAUGGAAUGUUUUGGCUUACAAAACAAUACCAUUUCUAUUUCUUACUCACUCAAAUAUUUGAUGGGUAUUUAUGAAUACCAGCACUGUAUGAUUUAAUGGACACAUUUAGGUCACUAAUAAAAUCAUAUUUAUUAAUCCUUGUGUUGUUUUCUAAACUACUACAGCAUGUUUUUUUUUAAUAAGGUUGCGGUAUGACUUUGUUGAUAAGCUUCAAAAACAAAAUCCAAAAGUGAUUUAUUGCCAGUCAUUGUUGAAAUGCCAUACACCUUUGAAUGAUGUUGAAUGAUGUGACUAACAUUCAGACAGUAAUGGUUUAAGUGAAGGCAAAUGUGUCUCUGUUUAGUGCGUCAUUGUUUCAGAACCUGUUGGUAUAUGUCAUUCGUAUUAUAUCUUCAUGAAUGAAACAUGAAAUAGUUUCAAAUAAAUAA
Molecule: messenger RNA, 2831 nt
Organism: Synchiropus splendidus (mandarinfish)
Lineage: Eukaryota; Metazoa; Chordata; Actinopteri; Syngnathiformes; Callionymidae
Gene: oatx
Product: organic anion transporter X
Exons: 16
Coding region: 220-1950 (576 amino acids)
Biological process (GO): transmembrane transport
Cellular component (GO): membrane
Molecular function (GO): transmembrane transporter activity
Source: RefSeq, a predicted model, not a curated record